AUGGCCUCAGGGAAUAACCUGAUGGAGAAGCUCCAAGAUGAAGUAUCCUGCUCCAUCUGCCUGGAGUAUCUGAGGGACCCUGUGACCAUCGACUGCGGGCACAACUUCUGCUGCGUGUGCAUCACCGACUAUUGCGAGAGGUGGGAGGGCUCCACAACUGGGGUGUUCUUCUGCCCUCAGUGCAGAGUGGGGUUCCUGCAGACCACGUUCAGGCCCAACAAGCAGCUGGCGAACAUUGUGGAGGGCGUCGAGCAGCUGGCACUGCACCCAGACAAGGAGCCCAAGGAGAAGCUGUGCGAGAAGCAUGGCGAGAAGCUGCGUCUCUUCUGCGAGGAUGAUGGGGAGGCCAUUUGCCUGGUGUGCGACAAGUCCCGGGUGCACCGCUCCCACACUGUGAUCCCCAUCGAGGAGGCUGCCCAGGACUACAAGAUGAAACUGCAGGAAGCUCUGGAUCUUUUGAGACAAGUGACGGGGGAGGUUGCAAAGCUCCAGGCACAAGAGGGGAAGAAAACCGCCCAGUGGAAGGACAAGGUGAGGGCGCAGAGAGAGGUCAUUGUAGCUGAGUUUGCCAAGCGCCGUCAGGCUCUAGCAGAGGAAGAGCAGCUCCUCGUGUGCAGGCUGGAGGAGGAGGAGGAGGAGACACUGCAGAAGCUUCAGCAGAACGCGGCGUUCCUGGUAGAGCAGAGCUCCAGCCUGGCCCAGCUGAUAACGGAGAUCGAGCAGAAGUGCCAGCAGCCAGCCGCUGACCUGCUCAAGGAUGUGAAAAGCACCUUGAUCAGGAGCCACAGUGUGAAGCUUCAGGAGCCAGGGGCCAUUCCCACGGAGCUACAGGAUUCCUAUGAGGUCCCCAGGGUGAGGGAAACACUGCAGAAAUACAGAGUGGAUGUGACUCUGGACCCCAACACAGCCAAUGCCUACCUGCUCCUGUCCCAGGAUCGGCGGAGCGUGAGGGUGGGCGACAAGAGGCAGGAUGUCCCCAGUAACCCCGAGCGGUUUGACACGUGCACCUGCAUCCUGGGCUGGGAGCGGUUCACAGCCGGGAGGCACUACUGGGAGGUGGAGGUGGGGGACAAGACGUGCUGGACACUGGGGGUCUGUGAGGAGCGUGUGAGCAGGCAGGGAAUAUUCACACCCUCACCAGCGACCGGCUUCUGGACGGUGUGGCUGCGCAAUGGGGAUGAGUAUGCAGCGCUCACCUCCCCCCUGACCGAGCUCAUGCUGAGAGUGAAGCCCCGGCAGAUUGGCAUCCUCCUGGACUAUGAGGCCGGAGAGGUGUCCUUCUACAACGUGACUGGUAGCUCUCACAUCUACACCUUCAGUGACACCUUCUCGGAGCCCCUGCGGCCAUACUUCUACCCGGGGGUGCGGGCAGGUGGCCUGAAUGAUGCACCGCUGACCCUCCAACCGGGCACACAGCAGCCAUGA
This is a messenger RNA of Emys orbicularis (European pond turtle), 1425 nucleotides long. RefSeq names its product E3 ubiquitin-protein ligase TRIM39-like. Gene Ontology annotation, biological process: protein ubiquitination. The transcript is spliced from 6 exons. The coding region runs from base 1 to 1425 and encodes 474 amino acids. Gene Ontology annotation, molecular function: zinc ion binding; protein binding; ubiquitin protein ligase activity. NCBI's taxonomy places the organism in Eukaryota, Metazoa, Chordata, Testudines, Emydidae. Gene Ontology annotation, cellular component: cytoplasm. The record is from RefSeq and is a predicted model, not a curated record.